AUGAACUUCGACCACCUUCCCGUGGUGAUUGACAACGGCUCCGGAGUGAUAAAAGCGGGCAUGGCCGGGAGUCGGGAGCCCCAGUUUGUCUACCCCAACAUUGUGGGCCGCGCCAAAGCCCAGAACUGGGCUGCCGAGGGCGCGCAAGAGCUGUGCGUGGGCGACCAGGCGCAGGACCGCAGGAGCUCGCUGUCCAUCAGCUACCCAGUGGAACGUGGUCUUAUCACUUCCUGGGGUGACAUGGAGAUCAUGUGGAAGCAUAUUUACGAUGCCAACCUGAAGCUCAAGCCCUAUGAGGGUCCAGUCCUGAUCACAGAGCCCGCUUUGAACCCCCUGGCCAGUCGACAGCACACCAUCGAAGUGUUUUUUGAGCAUCUAGGUGUGCCCGCUUUCUACAUGUCCAUCCAGGCUGUGCUUGCUCUCUUCGCUGCUGCUUCACAACUGGCUUCAUGCCUGAAUUCAGGUGCUGGGAUCACCCAGUGUGUGCCUGUCUUUGAGGGCUACUGCCUGCCUCAUGGUGUCCAACAGCUAGACCUGGCGGGCCUUGACCUCACCAGCUACCUAAUGAUGCUGUUGAAGGACCAUGGAAUCAUGUUGCUUAGUGCCGCAGACAGGAAGAUUGUCGCAGACAUCAAGGAGACUUGCUGUUAUGUGGCCAUGAACUACGAAGAGGAAAUGGCCAAGAAACCUGAGAGUCUAGAGAAAGUUUACCAGCUCCCAGACGGGAAGAUGGUCAAGCUCCACGAGCAGCUCUUUCGUUGUCCAGAGGCCCUCUUCUGUCCGAGUUUCAUGAACGUUGAUGGCCCUGGCAUUGACAAAAUGUGCUUCAACAGCAUAAUGAAAUGCGAUACAGAUCUGAGAAACGGUUUCUUCUCCAAUAUUAUCCUUGCCGGAGGAUCAAUCUUCCCUGGUUUAGACAAGAGGCUAGUUAAGGACAUAGCAAAGGUGGCGCCUGCCAACACCCCUGUGCAGGUUACCGCUCCCCCAGAAAGGAAGAUAUCAGUGUGGAUGGGAGGCUCUAUCCUGGCCUCUCUGUCUGCCUUCCAGGACAUGUGGAUCACUGCUGCAGAAUUUAAAGAAGUGGGGUCCAACAUAGUGCACCAGAGAUGCUUCUGAAAUACAAAAUGGCUAGAAAAAACCAUGUUCCGUACAUGUGACAGAAAACUGUGCUAACAUAGGUUCCUGGGAGAAUGGAAAAUAUCUCAAUGAUUGGCACA
This is a messenger RNA of Ochotona princeps (American pika), 1217 nucleotides long. It is a transcript of the gene ACTRT3, whose product is annotated as actin related protein T3. The record is from RefSeq and is a predicted model, not a curated record. Lineage: Eukaryota; Metazoa; Chordata; Mammalia; Lagomorpha; Ochotonidae.